This is a messenger RNA of Lonchura striata (white-rumped munia), 1102 nucleotides long. RefSeq names its product atypical chemokine receptor 1 (Duffy blood group) (gene ACKR1). Gene Ontology annotation, biological process: chemokine-mediated signaling pathway; inflammatory response. Gene Ontology annotation, cellular component: membrane. The record is from RefSeq and is a predicted model, not a curated record. Gene Ontology annotation, molecular function: chemokine binding. NCBI's taxonomy places the organism in Eukaryota, Metazoa, Chordata, Aves, Passeriformes, Estrildidae.
GCAGGGAGAAAGGAGAAAAGUCACCCCCUGGGCACCUCCUCACCCUGUCCGAGUGGCCAUCCCUGAAUUAUUUCGUGGCCACUUCAGAGCUGCAGUUGCCACCUCAGAACCCCCCAAAAAAUCAGAGGAGCAUCGUGAGAAACUCAUCAUGGGCAACUGUAUCCCCGUGACCCCCGGCAUCCUGGAGACCCCCGGCACGCUGGACCUGGAGGAAAUCAUGAGCGACCUCUCCUCCUACAACGACACUUACAGCAACGCCACCUUCCUGGACUACGACGCCGCCCCGUGCCACAACCGCUUCUGUCCCCUCUUCCAGCGCGUAGCCCCUCCUUUCCUGGCCACCACCAGCGCCACGGCCACGCUGGCCACCGUCGCCUUGCUGGUGGCCCUGUCCGAGCGUCCCCAAGCGUGGCGGUGGCCGCAGAGCCGCGCCUUGGUGGCGCAGCUGGCGCUGGGCACGGCGCUGUUCGCGGCGCUGCUGCCGGCGCUGGCCGCGGGCGUGGCGUGGGGUUGGCACCUGGGCACGGGGUUGUGUCGCCUCACUCACCUCCUGUGGCACUGGAGCGUCUUCGCCCAGGCUCUGCUGGUGGCCAGCGGUUCCCGUGGCACGGUUUGGGCUCGCUGGGACCCCCGCAGCCGCCGGCUGGCCGUGGUGCUGUGGGCAGCGGCGCUGCUUUUGGCCACUCCGGCCGCUCUGGUCAGCGGCGUGGCGGCGGGCACGGCCUGCAUCCAGCGCAGCGUGGGCAUCCUGGCACCGGCGUACCUGCUGCACCUCGCCCUGUGCCUCUGCCUGCUGCUGCUGCUGCCCGCGGGGCUGCUGCUGGCCGCGCUGGCCGUGCCGAGCUUCAGGGCGAGCUGGGCGAGCGGAGCCGGGCUGGCCUGGCUCUUCCUGGGGCUCUGGGGGCCCUACGGAGCGGGGCUGGCGGCGGAGUUCCUGCUGCAGGCCGGGCUGCUGGAGCCCACCUGCGGCUCCUUCGAGCAUUUCGACCUGGCCCUGGGGCUGAGCGAGGGGCUGGGGGUGCUGCACUGCGGGCUCGGGCCGCUGGCGAUGCUGCUCGCCCGCCGCUGCCGCCGCGGUGCCGGGGCUGCCGGGGGAUGCUGA